Molecule: messenger RNA, 1797 nt
Organism: Metarhizium acridum CQMa 102
Lineage: Eukaryota; Fungi; Ascomycota; Sordariomycetes; Hypocreales; Clavicipitaceae
Source: RefSeq, a predicted model, not a curated record
AUGUCAGAUCAGUCGAGAUUGGGGCUCAUCAAUGAAAAUCCAAUACAAAAUGGACUCGAUGCCUUUCGCGCCCUGUUUACCUCGAUUUGCACGAGCAGAAACCUUCCGUCUACAAUAGACACGCUUCGUCAGCUUGGUGUUGAAGAUCUCCGCAACCUUGCACUCACCCUUUUUACAUCUUUGCGAAACCUCCCAGUCUCAGGUUCGCUUCACUCGACGUCUGGGAGUGCCACCCUCCGCUCAGUCCUUCUCAGACUUAUUACCGCUGUCGCUUCGGAUAGCUUCGACUUCGAUCGUAUCAAGCCACUUCUCGAGAUAGCAAUCUCUGAAAAUACUCAAGAUGCACAAAUCUGGGACUUUGUAUCUACCGCAGCCGCCGAAUCCACCCCUCCUCCCCGAUCGAUAGCAUCUUCCCUCCAACAAACCCCAUGCAGCCAAAACACGAGCAGUUUCGUGAACUCGUCAGAAUACCGCCAGAAUGUGGAUCCUGUCCUUAAACUGGAACUCGAACAUCUAUACGUGGGACUUCCGAAUUUCCAUAAGUCUUUCUUUGGGGAUAUCCCAGAACUUGACAUGGUUUCUGAGGCGGUCUUCCGCAAGUGUACCGAAGGUGACAGUCCACUUUUCAAGGAGGGUUGGAGUGGAUGGCCAGCGGGCGCUAAAGAGAGCGACGUGCUGACUUGGAUUGGCGGCUUGAUCUCGCAGCUGGAAGCAUUUGCAGACAACCGCAUUCCGACUUCGGCGGCGAGACGAAAGCUGUUGGCCCAGCCGAAGACACCGUUGGAAGGCUCCACAGGCAAGCGCAGCAUGGAUAUCGGCUUUGUGGACAGCGACAUUAUAUAUAAACCUGACACUACGGAUUCAAGAUAUCGCUGGGCACACAUCCUCGUUGUCGGCGAACUAAAAAGCAACCCAAAGGCCGACAUAGCAUCGGCUGCAUGGAUUGAUCUUGCAAGGUAUGCAAGAGAGGUACUCGCUGCUCAAGAUACACGUCGCUUCGUCUUAGGAUUUACUCUAUGUGGGUCUCUUAUGAGGGUAUGGGAGUUCGACAGGCUUGGGGGGAUCGCGUCCGAACAAUUCGACAUCAACAAGGAGGAAGGUGGGCUACAGUUUGUGGCCACAAUUCUGGGGUUUCUGCGAAUGAACGAGGAGAUGCUUGGGUUUGAUCCUACCAUAGUAACAACCAGCGGCCAGAAAUAUAUCAAGAUCGAACGAAACGGUCAGACAGAAUGUCUUAUCAUCGACGAGGUCAUAAAGCGCGCACCAUGCAUCGCAGGCCGAGCGACAACUUGUUGGAAAGCUCAUCGCAACGAUGAUCCACAUAAUCCACUUGUCAUUAAGGACUCGUGGCAGUACGUCGACCGGGACGAAGAAGGCGAAUUGCUCCAGGAAGCAACUGAGAAAGGCGUGACUAACGUUGCCCGAUAUUACCACCAUGAGACUGUUCGUAUCCGUACAGAUGAUGAUGUUCGGAACAAUGUCCGAAAAGGGCUGGACGUCACCAAAGCUACGAAUUUCCAACCAAAACGAACACUGCCGUCGAACGUGGGCGGAACUGUGUCCCGAAUAUCACGCCAAGGGCGUAGUAGUAGUUCCGGGGUGAAACGGCCAUCAAGUGAAACGGAUGCCGCUCUGCCUCCGAGCAAGCGAUCCUAUUCAGCGUCUCCAACAAAACCCAACCUGGACGUACUGUCAAAUCGGAUACAUCGACGUGUGGUUCUUCGAGACUAUGGGGAAGCGAUAUACAAGGCAAGUUCCCGCGCAGCCCUGCUUGAUGCGCUCGAGGGCUGUAUUUAA